This is a messenger RNA of Dictyostelium discoideum AX4, 3561 nucleotides long. RefSeq lists its product as hypothetical. Lineage: Eukaryota; Evosea; Eumycetozoa; Dictyosteliales; Dictyosteliaceae. Bases 1 to 3561 code for a protein of 1186 amino acids. The transcript has a single exon. The record is from RefSeq and is a predicted model, not a curated record.
AUGAAAAUUCAAUUAAUUUUAAUUCUUUGUUUAUUUUAUUUUAUAAAAUUAAAUAAUUCACAAGCCACUAUUUUUGAUACAUACACAUGGACAGGUGAUGUUGGUAAUUAUUCGAUUGUACUAACUGGUACGGGUUUUUCAACAGAGGAUAAUUUUGUGAAUGUUAACGGUAUAGCUUCAAUUUGUUCAAGACCAACAAUUGUUGGUACAUAUCAAAGACUUGUUUGUCCUCCAUCAACAAUCAAUACAAAUGUAGUAGAAGGAGGAGAUUUAGUAGUUUUUAUGAGAACUUAUAUUGGUGGUCCAAAUUCGAAUACUCAAAAUUGGAAAUUAUUUAAAAAAAUAACUGUUACUUUAAAUGAUGUUAUAACAGCAGGUGGCCCAGUAACACUUAAUGGACAAUUUUUAAAUGUUGAUACAUCUCUAAGAGUUAAAAUUCAAGAUGUAGAUUGCCAAGUUUUAAGUGUAACACCUACUCAACUCCGAUUUAUUAGUCCACAGAAAUCUUCAAGUGGUUCAAAUACGUUUAGUUUAAUUGUUGGUGGUUUUGAAUAUACAGCAAAUAUUAAUUAUGUUUAUGGCACUGCACCAAUUUUUGAUAACAAAUAUUCAUGGAAAACAGUUGAUGGUAAAAGUGUAUUGGCUCUUAGUGGUAAAUAUUUUUCACAAUUUUCAAACAAUAUUAUAAAUGUUAAUGGUAAUGAAUACACCGCAAGUAUUACAAAUGCAGCAUUUGGUACUCAAACUUCCAUUAGUCUUUUAAGUGAUGUUCCAACAAAUUCAAUAGCUGUAGGAGCAUCAUUCCAGGUUUCAGUUAAAGUUGGAGGACAAUCAUCAGAUACUAAAAGUUUUAACUUUUUUAAACCUUCGGUUACUAAAACAACUUCAUUAUUAGAUAUUGGUGGUGUUGCAGUUUUCGAAGGUACAUUUGGUAUGGGUGAAGUUUCUUCUAUUAGGUCAUUAACUAUUGGUUCAAUAACACCAGUUAUACAAACUUUAAAUACGACAGCUAUUAAAUUCCAAUAUUCCAGUCAAAAUGCUGGUACAUAUAAUAUGAUUUUAAAUAUGGGAGGUUGUGAAUCAAUUACAUCUAUAACAUAUUCAACCACACCUGCACCAAUUAUUAGUAAAUAUACAUGGCAACAAUCUAGUAAUAUUUUAAAUUUAUUUGGUCAAUGGUUUGGUUAUUAUGUUUCAAAUUUGGUUUAUAUUAAUAAUGGUAAUGCUAAUACAAUUCAAACAGCUACUCUUUCUUCUGGAUAUGAUGUUCUUUCUUUAUCACCAUCUGUUUUACCUUCAAUUGGUGAUUCAUUUACUGUUAAAGUUACAGUUAAUGGUAGAUCAACAACAUCAAAUUUUGUUUAUAUUCAAUCGGUUUCAAUGACAACUCAAUCAUUAAUUAAAACGGGUGGUAUUGCAACAUUUACAGGUUUAUACACUGUUUCAAAUCCAAAUGUUGUAUCACUUAAAAUUGAUGGUACUCAAUGCCAAAUAUCAGUAAUAUCACCAAAUUCUAUUAAAUUUAAAUACCCUUCAAAAGCUAUUGGUCAAUAUUCACUUUUAAUUAAUAUUGGUGGUUUUGAAUAUACUACAACAGUUCAAUAUAUAGAUCCACCAACACCAACACUUUCAAAUUCUUAUAGAUGGUCUAAUACAGGAGAAUUAAUUUUCACUGGUACUGGAAUAAGUUAUGUAAAUCAAAAUCAAUUAAUUAUUAAUGGCGUUCCCUAUGAUGCUACUCUUGCAGUUGAUUCUCAAGUACCAGGUUUUGAUGAUAUUACAUUUACAUCUUCAUCAUUACCAACAACAUUAUUACAAGAAGACCAAUUGUUUACUGUUCAAGUUUCAACAAAUGGUUUGGUUUCAAACAUAGUAACUUUUAACUUUAUAAAAAAGAUUAUAAUGAAUGUUACUGAUAUCUAUAGUAUUUCUGGAUAUAAAGGUAGUGCUUAUACAAAUUUCACUGGUACAUUUGGUACAUCAAAUACAUCGAUCGUAUCAUUAACUAUUGAUAAUGUUCCAUGCACAAUUUAUUCAAUUUCACCAACAUCAAUUGUUUUUUCAAAUAAUUUUAAUAUUAAUUUAGGAAAUUGUAUUUUAUUAUUAAACAUUGGAGGAUUAGUUUAUUCAACAUCAAUCAAUGUUGUUGUGGUACCAAAUCCAAAACUUUUAACAACUUAUAAUUGGAUUUCAAAUGAUAAUAUGGUAUUUUAUGGUUCAACAUUUUGUCAUAAUGCAGAAAAUAUAGCUAAUAUUAAUGGUGUAGGGUAUGGAACAUCAUACGCCUAUUCAAUCAAUGGUAUUGAUCAAAUUUAUUUUGAUGUUAACCUUUUAAUUUCAUCAUUAACCAUUGGUCAACCAUUCACUGUUAAAGUUCAUUCUGGUGUUGGAUAUUCAAAUUUAGUUUCGUUUUUAUAUAUAAAAUCAAUUUCAAUCAAUACUGUUGGUAUUUAUAAUAUUGAUGGACUUGGAAGUUUAUCUACAAUUUUUUAUGGCUCAUUUAGUACAUCAGAUAGUAAUUUUGUUUCAUUAUAUAUUGGAGAAGUUGAAUGCACUAUUAAUUCAAUUAGUCCAACUUUAAUAAAUUUUUCACACACUUCAAAUUUUAAAUUAGGUUCAAAUGAUUUACAUAUAAAUAUUGGAGGAUUUGAAUAUACUACAACAGUUUAUGUUAUGUCUGCACCAACCCCAAUACUUUUAAAUAGUUAUUAUUGGUCAGAGGAUGAUAAUUUAAUAUUAAAAGGUUCAACAUUUAAUUAUAAAUCACAAAAUAAAGUUAAUAUUAAUAGUGUUGAUUUUAAUUCACCACCAGCUUUUUCAAAUAAUAGUAUUGAUCAAAUUAAAUUUAAUGAUAAUUCAACAACUUCAUCAUUAACCAUCGGUCAAUCAUUCACAGUUUAUGUUAAUAAUGGUUUUGAAAAUUCAAAUUCAAUAACAUUUAUAUAUUUAAAAUCAAUUUCAAUUAAUACCCAAAGUUUAAAUAAUACUGGUGGUGAUGCUACAUUCUCUGGUGAUUUUUAUGUUUCAGAUACAUCUUUGGUUUCACUUUUAAUUGAUAAUGUUGACGUUCAAGUUACUCAUAUCUCUCCAAAUAAUAUUUCAUUCCAAUAUCCUGCAAAAUCUAAUGGUGAAUAUAAUUUGUUUAUAAAUAUUGGUGGAUUUGAAUAUUUAACAACUCUACAAUAUGUUACAAAACCAACCCCAUCUCCUUCACAAACAUCAGAUUCUCAAACAACCGGAUCUCAAACAGCUGGAACUCAAACAACAGGUACCCAAACAACAACCACCCAAACAACGGGUACCCAAACAACAGGUACUCAAACAACAGGUACCCAAACAACAGGUACCCAAACAACAGGUACUCAAACCACAGGUACUCAAACCACAGGUACCCAAACCACAGGUAUUCAAACAACAGGUACCCAAACAACAGGCACACAAACAUCUAGCAAACCAGAUGAACCAUCUGAUGAAGAACACUUAUCAGUUUCUUUUAAAUUACCAAUUUCGUUUAUUUUAACACAAUUCUCAUUGUUUUUAUUAUUAUUGUUAUUAUUAUAG